AUGGACUACAAUCAUUAUGUGAACAUCGCACACCACAAUGACCCUCCUGCUCUCAGAGCAUCUUUGCUGCUGAAUCUCGCUGGACCUGAUGCCAUGUGGAGGGCUAACUCGUUUGAAUACCGUCCAGCGGUCAUGGACGCAGCUGACCAGGUUGUUGAGCCUGCUGAAUCUCCGAACGACCCAGCCUGUCUCCUGAGCAAGUUUACGGAGAUCUGUGACCUUCCUUCAAAUCGAAUUUUGGAGCGAACACGUUUGUUCUCCCGCAAGCAGCAGCCUGGGGAGCCGGUGGAAUGUUUCAUUGCUGACCUCCGCCACCUGUCGCAGCGCUGUCGUUUUGGUGAGUUGCGUGACGAGCUCACGCGGGAUAUAUUGGUUAAUGGCAUGCUUGAUCAAAAGCUGCGGACUGAUUUAAUGCAGAAACCUGACCUCACGUUAAAUGAAGCUAUGCAUGCCUGCCGGUUGGCUGAGGUCGUUACUCCGGUCAGUGGGGAGAGAGGUUCUGGGAACCGCACCAUCGCUGUGGCUACUCUGUCCGUGCCGCGAAGGGCACCUAGCAAUUCCAGACUACAGUCUGGCCUCCCUUUUGCCCCCCCCCCCCGCCCCCAGGGUGCCAGGAAGUGCCCUAAUUGUGGGUAUGGUCAUUUGCCACAGGCUGCUUGUCCUGCUAUCGGAAAAGCCUGUAACUACUGCAGAGAGCAAAACCAUUUCGCGUCGGUCUGCCGUUCCCGUGGGAACGUGGCUCAGCCACCUCGCCAGGUGCUCAACAAUUUCCAAAGGAUCGACAAUGUCCUUGAUUCUCAGCGCGACGAGGAUUCCGCCCUCGAGUCCGACUCCAGCAUUUCGAUGGGGGAUGCUAGUGUUUACGCUCUGCUGCACAACCAGACUCGACUUCCCGAUCCAUCGGUGCUAGUCACUGUCAAUAACAAGACCCUCACAGCGAAGUUGGACACUGGUGCGAAGGUCAGUGUAAUUUCAACAAAGCUCUUCAACAAGAUAAGGACUAAUGAGCAACUGUCUGCGGAUCGCUCAGUGCUGAGAGCCUAUGGUGGGGAGGAGCUGACUCCUGUGGGGAGGGUAACUUUCCACUGCAAGCUACAGAAGACUUCUCGUGAUUUAUCGUUUUUUGUCCUGGACUGUGAUUGUGUGCCUCUGCUGAGUAAUCAGGCUUGCCAGGAUCUGGGCCUGGUUGCAUUUGACAGUAAUGUCCAUGAGGUGCGGGUGAAGUUAGACCCCGUGUCCGAAUACCCCGAUCUUUUUGAUGAUAAGUUGGGGAAGCUACCCCUCGUGUACAAGAUUGCCGUUGACUCAUCUGUCACCCCAGUGUGCCGUCCGUCUCAUAGUGUUUCUUUUGCGAUGAAGGACAAGGUCAAAGCUAUGCUAGGCAAGAUGGUGAACCUGUGGGUCCUGGAAGCUGUCAGCGAGCCCACAAGCUGGGUGUCCACCAUGGUUGCAACCCUGAAGAAGGGCAAGAACGAAAUUCGGGUCUGUAUCAACCCGAAGGACUUGAAUACUGCCAUAAAGAGACCACACUACCCUAUGAGGACUGUCGAGGACGUAGCUGCCCAGGUUGGCCAAGCCACCGUGUUUUCUGUUCUUGAUGCCAGAAGCUCCUUCUGGCAGAUUCCUCUGCACAGCAAGUCGUCCGACCUGACAACUUUCGCUACGCCUUUUGGGAGGUACAAGUUCCUCAGAAUGCCUUUCGGGAUUAUCUCCGCCAGUGAGGUUUUCCAGCGCACUAUGGAUCAAUUGUUUGCCGGGCUCCCAUGUGCCAUCAUUGUAGAUGACAUCCUUGUGUACGGCCGGGAUGUCGAGGAACAUGACCUGAAUCUCCGCCGGGUUCUCGACCGCGCUCGUCAGAUAAACCUCAAGCUGAAUCCCUCCAAGUGCAGAUUCCGACUGUCUGAGGUUUCCUACGUCGGACACAUUUUCACCUCUCAGGGUCUGAAGCCCGACCCUGCUAAGACUACGGCUAUCUCAGAAUUUCCAGCCCCUGUUGAUGUUGCUGGUCUGCAAAGAUUUCUCGGGAUGGUGAACUAUUUGGGCAAAUGUGUCCCGCGCCUCAGUGAACUCAGUGCGCCGCUGCGCCUUCUGACCAAGAAGGACGUUGCCUGGUCAUGGAGCCCACAGCACCAACUGUCUUUUGACACUUUAAAAACGAUGCUGGUUGACACUCCAGUACUGCGAUUUUUCGACCUCAAGCUCCCGAUUGUUGUGACCUGUGAUGCCUCCCGUUUUGGCCUUGGUGCUGCCUGCAUGCAGCUCUGUGAUGGUGAUUCGCUGCUGCCUGUCUCGUUUGCCUCUCGCACCAUGACUGACACGGAGCAGAGGUAUGCUCAAAUCGAGAAGGAGCUCCUGGCUGUGGUGUUUGCGUGUUCGAAGUUUCGGGAUUUUCUCUACGGUGUGCGGUUCACGGUCGAAACGGACCACCAGCAACUGGUGACUAUACUGAAUAAGCCCAUCCAUGCCGCCCCGGCCCGUUUGCAGCGGAUGAUGUUACAGCUGCAGCGGUUUGAAUUUGACAUAGUGUACAGGAAGGGCACGGAAAUGCAUGUUGCCGAUGCCCUGUCGCGGGCGCCUUUGUCCUCCUGUGCCCAGCAUCCAUAUGAACAAUCUGAUCUGCAUGUCCUCAACGUGAAUUUGGUCCCCUCGAAGCAGUUGCAGAUUUUGAUUGAGCACACCGCUGCGGACUCUGACUUGCAGCAACUGUCUGCUGUUAUUCUGCGUGGUUGGCCCUACAAGCCGCACUCCCUGCCUGCUGCCGUGCGGCCGUUCUUCCUGGUUCGGGACGAACUCGUGCUUCGGGAUGGUAUUGUCAUUAAGGGUCACAAAGUGAUUAUUCCUGCAUCGUUAUAUGACGCCUACUAUACUGCUGCACACUCCGGACACCCGGGCGCAGACGCCACCGUUGCCCAUGCUCAAGGGCAGUACUAUUGGCCUGCUAUGGCUAAGUACAUCAAGGCUCGUGUUGCCGCGUGUGCUGCAUGCAACUCCAUGGCCCCUCACCAUCAACGACAGCCCCUGCUACAACAGCCGGCCCCUGACAUGCCCUGGUCCUCACUGGCUGCCGAUAUUUUUGAAUGGCGUGGGAAGAAUUAUCUGGUACUUGUUGACUCAUAUUCGUCUUGGUUUGAUGUGGACCUUCUUCCCACCAUCACCUCGGAGAUGGUCAUCGGCAAGCUGCGACGCCACUUCGCUACUUUCGGCUCACCGGUCAAGCUUCAAACUGACAACGGCCGGCAGUUUACUAGUGCUGAAUUUGCUGCCUUUGCGACUAAGUGGAACUUUGCCCACUACACUAGCAGCCCGGAGUUACCUCAGAGCAACGGGUUGGCGGAACGUGCUGUGCGCAGCGCUAGGACUUUGUUGGCGCAGUCUCGUUUGUCAAAUUGUGAUUUUUACCAAGGACUUUUGAAUUUGCGUAAUGUUUCUCGGGAUGGGGUUUUGGGCUCUCCUGCUCAACGGCUCAUGUCUCGCGUCCUUCGUCCUCCUAUGCCUAUCUCUCAACAGUCGCUGACCCCCGUGGUUCGUCCCCCUGAGGUGGUCCACCGCCGCAUCUCUCACCGCCAUGAGAUCCAGCGUCGGUCUCAUGACAAGUCUUGUCGUCCUCUGCCUUCCCUUUCCGCGGGCCAGGUCGUUUGCAUGCAGACGUCUACUGGUUUUUCUAAUCUUGCAACUGUUGUAGGGCUGGCUGACUCCCCUCGGUCCUAUUUGGUGGAUUACGAGGGUACUGUAUACCGUCGCAGUCGCCAGCAUCUGCGUGCUGUCCGUGAGCCUGCUCCCCCGAUCCAGUUCCCGCACACGUCCACUCCUUUACCUGCCUCUCCCCCUCGGACUGUCCCAUGUACCCCUGCUGUCGUUCAUGCGCCUGCACAACAUACUCCUGUGCCACCUGAAUUCGGUUCUCCUGCAGUGUCCCCACGGUCUUCUCCUGUCAGUUCUCCUGCAGUUUCCCCACGGUCUUCUCCUGUCAGUUCUCCCAUUUCGUCCUCCCCUUCUAGUUCAUCUCUCGCCUCGCCGGCUUCUAGUCCCCGACCUGUUUUACUGCCUGUUCCAUCCCCCCGCUCUUCUCUGCCUUUGUCUUUGGGGGAGGGGAGUGAGGGUGCUGUAUGGACCCGCUCUGGCAGAGUUGUGUGGGGCCCUGAUCGGUAUGGUGAUUAUGCUUAAGUUUAGGGUGUUCACUUACUAUUAUUGUUAUUUUGUGCAGGUCUGUAUAAUUACCUGCUGCUGCUGUUUAUCUUAAGGGAAGGGAUGUAGAUGGUUAUGCAUGCAACCAUAUAUGUAACUACCUCAUUAGCAUAUUGUCCCUCCCACAUUCUAUAGUAUAACUGUAGUGUCUGCAUGUUCCCUCCCUGUUAGGUUCCAGUACGUGUGUAGACCAGUUGUGGUUAGUACUGGAACGUGUGUGAUUAGUGCUUGAAUAAAGACUUAGUUAAAGGACUAUGGACGACGUCUAGUUUCCUUUACAAACUAUGACCGAGAUAUUAAUGUUUUUACUUCAUUCCCCAUUCUCUCUGCUGCCCCCGCUGGCGGCAGGGGAGGGAGGGGCUAUAAAACCCGGAAGCGUCCCGCUUCAACUCACUUUCUUGCCGGCCACAAAGUGAAAGGGUCACGGCUCUCUGAGCUGCAGCUCUGCUCCCAGGAAAUAGUCAUCAAGAGGCAGUGAGCAGCAGAACACAACAAGACG
Messenger RNA from Leucoraja erinaceus (little skate), 4684 nucleotides. RefSeq lists its product as uncharacterized. Gene Ontology annotation, biological process: DNA integration. Gene Ontology annotation, molecular function: nucleic acid binding. The record is from RefSeq and is a predicted model, not a curated record. The transcript is spliced from 2 exons. Lineage: Eukaryota; Metazoa; Chordata; Chondrichthyes; Rajiformes; Rajidae. Bases 1 to 4164 code for a protein of 1387 amino acids.